AAAUAACCGAAAUCAUACCAUCUUAAUCAUGCCUUUUACAAUAAUCGUUACUGUCAAGCGCAAGGCCGGUACUACACCGCAGCAAUUCCGCGACCAUUAUAACAACGGCCAUGUCCCCCUAGUAAAGAGACUCACCGGCUCAACAUGGCCCAAGCACACACGACAGUUCGUCAUUCGAAAUGAAACGAAACCAGCAAACCCCGACGCAGACAAGACCUCUAAUGAGGUAUGGCAGUCUGAAGUACUAAGGGGCAGUCCUUCCAAUGUUGACUUCGACUGCUUGACAACUAUGGUAUGGGAAGACAGAGCUGCGUGGGAUCGCUUCUUGCAGAAGUUCUACGAACACUCCGAGGAGAUCCUCGCAGACGAAUUAAGCUUCGCUGAGCCAUUUGAGAUCAUCUGUGUCGAGGAACCUGUAACUACUGAUCGCGACUAAGCGGCUUCGACGAAUCUCGCUUGGAUAGGGGUUAAGGGAUACUGUACUGUGUCCUCGGGCUGGAUGGAGGGCUGGGUUUCUAUUUACUUAAUGUAUCACGAAUAUCUCGAUGGCGAGAAUCGCCACCUCAUGAAUGAAAUGUUCAAGAACACACAGGAAAUUUUCAUAAUUUUACGCUAGGAAAGGUCUACGCAACUUGGUGGCACGUACAUCCCGAUGUAUCGUUUAUUGGUGGGUGGUACGGCAACUGUACAGGGAUAAUUUGUGCAUUUCUGCUCAAAAAUGGAC
This is a messenger RNA of Hypoxylon trugodes, 724 nucleotides long. RefSeq lists its product as uncharacterized. The record is from RefSeq and is a predicted model, not a curated record. Gene Ontology annotation, molecular function: oxidoreductase activity. Bases 29 to 436 code for a protein of 135 amino acids. NCBI's taxonomy places the organism in Eukaryota, Fungi, Ascomycota, Sordariomycetes, Xylariales, Hypoxylaceae. The transcript has a single exon.